CAAAAGUGAUAUUUCAUGUCAGAUGUCAGCCAGAUGUUAUCAGUUUCAAUCUUUAUCGAUGGAUGUUAUCCUUUAUCCUACCUAAGUGGUAUUUUCUCUGCUAUUUUCGCCAGCCUCAAAAAAAGCUAGUCAAAUUCCUUGUGCCCAUACCGUUCAAGUGGGGCUGAAAAUUCGUUCCUCAAACAGUUGCUACCAGUUGUCACCAUUUUUGCUCCCGAGUUUAUUAACGAUCUAAAGAUUGAUUCGGUGUGGGGUUGGGCGUCACCGCCCUUACGAAUUCAGUUUACAUCGCAUUCGCGAACCCCCAUCCGAAUGGGCGAAUCCACAGGGGGCGACCGAUCUUCGUCGCCUCCCCGACUAACCCACACCUCGGACAAACAUCCGAAAAACACCCUUACCGAACUGAACCUGCUUCGUCGCCAUCGGGAGCUAUGCGAUGUGGUUCUCAAUGUGGGUGGACGAAAGAUUUUUGCCCACCGGGUGAUUUUGAGCGCCUGCAGUCCAUAUUUCCGCGCCAUGUUCACUGGAGAAUUGGCUGAAUCGCGACAGACUGAAGUUACCAUUAGAGACAUCGAUGAACUAGCCAUGGACUUACUGAUUGACUUUUGCUAUACAUCGCACAUUGUGGUGGAAGAGUCCAAUGUGCAAAUGCUGCUGCCCGCCGCCUGCCUUUUGCAGCUGACUGAAAUCCAAGACGUCUGCUGCGAGUUUCUAAAGACGCAAUUGGAUGCCACCAACUGUCUGGGCAUCAGAGCAUUUGCAGACACCCAUUCGUGCCGCGAGCUGUUGCGAGUAGCUGAUAAAUUCACGUAUCAUAAGUUCCCGGAAGUUAUGGAAACGGAGGAAUACAUGCUGCUGCCUGUGGCCCAACUAGUAGACAUAAUCGCCAGCGACGAAUUGAACGUGAGAACCGAGGAGCAAGUCUUCAAUGCGGUGAUGAAUUGGGUGAAAUUCAACGUGGCGGAUCGCCGGCAACAUCUUGCCUCGGUUCUGCAACAUGUCAGACUGCCGCUGUUGAGUCCGAAAUUUCUUGUUGGAACGGUGGGGUCCGAUCUACUGGUUAGAUCGGAUGAGACUUGCCGCGAUCUAGUGGACGAGGCCAAGAAUUAUCUGCUGCUGCCACAGGAAAGGCCAUUGAUGCAAGGCCCGCGGACCAGACCGAGAAAGCCGAGCCGGAGAGGCGAAAUUUUGUUUGCUGUAGGCGGUUGGUGCAGUGGCGACGCCAUUGCUUCAGUGGAGAAGUUCGAUCCCCAAACCAUGGAAUGGAAAAUGGUGGCGUCGAUGAGCAAAAGAAGAUGCGGCGUCGGAGUGGCUGUUUUGAACGACUUGCUCUAUGCUGUGGGCGGUCAUGACGGUCAAAGCUACUUGAACAGCAUAGAGCGAUACGAUCCGCAGACCGACCAAUGGGCAUGCGACGUUGCCCCGACCACGUCAUGCCGCACCAGCGUGGGAGUAGCGGUGCUAGAUAACUUGCUCUAUGCGGUGGGAGGUCAGGACGGAGUCCAAUGUCUCAACCACGUGGAAAGGUACGAUCCAAAGGACAACAAAUGGUGCAAAAUCGCUCCGAUGACUACAAGAAGGUUGGGAGUGGGCGUAGCAGUGCUGGGGGGCUAUCUGUAUGCAAUCGGAGGCUCCGACGGUCAAUCGCCUCUAAACACCGUGGAAAGAUACGACCCGCGCCACAACAAGUGGACGCUGGUUAGCCCCAUGUCCACACGAAGAAAACAUCUGGGAUGCGCAGUGUUCAACAACUUGAUCUAUGCAGUGGGAGGCAGGGAUGACUGCAUGGAAUUGAGCAGCGCGGAAAGAUACAAUCCGCAAACUAACACCUGGAGCCCCAUUGUGGCGAUGUCAUCGCGAAGAAGUGGCGUUGGCUUGACAGUGGUUAAUGGCCAGCUUUAUGCAGUGGGCGGCUUUGAUGGCACGGCCUAUUUGAAGACUAUCGAGUUCUACGACGCAGAGCAGAAUCAGUGGCGGCUGUGCGGCUCAAUGAACUACCGCCGCCUGGGCGGAGGAGUCGGUGUAAUGCGCUAUCCACAAACGGAGAAUCGGAUCUGGUAGUUUUUGUUUUUGUUGACGCCACAUUUCCUGUACUUUUAAGGUGAGGUUUGGGUUAAGUUUAUCCGCGAUUAAGCCCAAACAUCAACUAGACCAGCAGCUGAGUCGGUGCCAUUUAAAUUAAUCACUGAUUAAAGAUUUCAGGCAUUUCGGAGGACCGGCUGCACCCUGGUGGCGUCAAUUUGUGUACAUAAUAAUUUCGCGUAAUAAGAUAUGAUCCAAUCAUAUUAGGCAACAGUUAAUCUAGAGAGCUGGCUACUAGUUAAUGAGCGCUCCCCAUUUAAAAUGCGCUUUUGUAGGGAAAAUAGGGAUUUUCUAGAUAAGGACCUUACAUACGGUUGUACGCAGUGUUUUUGGCUGAAUUAGUGAUCCUAUUUCAAUUUUCUCCAAAGAGUAUGAAAACGUGUGUGUGUAUGUAUAUACGUAUACGGUUAGAGUCAAGUGUAUGCUUGCUUUAAUUUAGUCCCAAUUUUGAGAGCACCAAACUUCUUCUAACAAAAAUGUAUUUUGCUUGAGAUGAUGUUAUUUAUAUAUUUUUGUGUUAUGUGUGUUGUUUGCGUGGAUAAUUAUUAUAAAAAUUAUAAUUUUUUUUAGUGUGA
This is a messenger RNA of Dendroctonus ponderosae (mountain pine beetle), 2657 nucleotides long. RefSeq names its product kelch-like protein diablo (gene dbo). The record is from RefSeq and is a predicted model, not a curated record. Lineage: Eukaryota; Metazoa; Arthropoda; Insecta; Coleoptera; Curculionidae. The transcript has 3 exons. The coding region runs from base 313 to 2061 and encodes 582 amino acids. Gene Ontology annotation, molecular function: protein binding.